Molecule: messenger RNA, 492 nt
Organism: Phycomyces blakesleeanus NRRL 1555(-)
Lineage: Eukaryota; Fungi; Mucoromycota; Mucoromycetes; Mucorales; Phycomycetaceae
Exons: 3
Coding region: 1-492 (163 amino acids)
Source: RefSeq, a predicted model, not a curated record
AUGGACUCUGUAUCUCGAAGACUCUUAAAAGAACUCCGUGCUUAUGAAAAAGAGUCAAGAGCGCAUCCAGAGAUUCUAGAACUGUCUCCUGAAACAGACGAUGAUUUGUUAGUGUGGAGAGCCAAACUUGCGGGUCUUCCAGAAACACCUUAUGAAGGAGGUGUCUUUGACCUUUCGAUUACCAUCCCUCGUAAUUACCCCAUUCAACCACCCACCAUUCGCUUCAUUACAACAAUCUGCCACCCCAACGUUCAUUUCAAGACUGGUGAAAUUUGUUUAGAUAUCCUCAAAACAGAGUGGUCUCCCGCAUGGACACUUCAAUCAACCAUACUGGCUAUUUCACUCUUACUAUCUAAUCCAGAACCUUCAUCUCCACUCAACUGUGAUGCAGCAAACUUACUACGAUGUGACGAUAGACUUGCGUACGACAGCCUCGUAAGAAUGUACACUCAACUCUACGCUGUACCUUUUGAGGGUGAGAAAGACGAUUGA